Messenger RNA from Vigna unguiculata (cowpea), 2454 nucleotides. RefSeq names its product protein SHORT-ROOT-like. The record is from RefSeq and is a predicted model, not a curated record. NCBI's taxonomy places the organism in Eukaryota, Viridiplantae, Streptophyta, Magnoliopsida, Fabales, Fabaceae.
AGAAAGAGAAAUGGUUAUAAUGGUGUGGAGAUAAAGUUGGAAGGCAUGCCCUAGAAGUUGGCAUGAGAAGGAAAGAAUAGUAAAGAAUAAUAGUGGGAUUAUGUAAAUGGUUAUAGAAAAAGAGAAAAGUUGGUGAGAGUUUUGGCAGUGUUUGGAGAAGGAUUAGGAGGCAAAGGAGUGUGAGUGCGUUAUGGUGAGAUAAGAGAAGAUAGUGGGUUUGUUUGAGUUUGAGGAAGAUGAUGAUGAUACACGCCGGCAGCUUUACUCUUUCUUUCUUUCUUUCUUUCUUUCACUCUCUCUCUCUAUCUCUAUACAUCUCUACAUACACAAUUCGCACGCCUGCUCCCACUCAUCCAAUACAAAUACUCUCUCAAACACCUUUUCCUCACACUUUCUUAUUUUUCAUCUUUUGUCAGACACAAUUCUAUUCUAAGCAUCAAUCCCAUAUCCUUAUUAUUUUUAUUUUAUCUUUCAAUAAACAACAAUAACCUACAAAACAAACCCAACCCCUCGACUUUUGUUUCCACCUCACCCCCAAAAAUUAACCCACAUAACAAUUACGUAACUUUGUAUAUACACAUCUAUGGUAAGUAUGUAGUGUAUGUGCAAACCCAAUCCAUUCACAAUUUCCUAUUCCACCGCCACACCACCGUUAAAAAAUCACGUUACGUCCAUUCUCUUUGGUUGGUUGAGUGGGGAGGACGUGAGUGAUGUCCAUGCGAGUCAAAGGUUGAUAAACCUUAAAUGGAUACGACGUUGUUUGGGGUAGUGAGAUUCCAACAUCGGGUUCAAGGUGAUCAAGAUCAAUCCCUCAACAACUCCACCACCACCAGCAGCUCUCGAUCCUCCAGACAACACAACAAUAACUAUCCCUACCCACAAGAAGACGAAGAAUGCUUCAACUUUUUCAUGGAUGAAGAAGACCUAUCCUCGUCUUCUUCUAAGCACUACUAUCCCUAUCAACCCCACCCUCACUCCACUACACCAACCACCACCACCACCGACCUCUCCUUCUCCCCCACUCGCGACGCCGCCUUCCCUUUCCAGCUCUCCGCCAAGUGGGCCAACGACAUCCUCCUCGAAACCGCACGUGCCGUCUCCGACAAGAACACCACGCGCCUCCAACAACUCAUGUGGAUGCUCAACGAGCUCGCCUCCCCCUACGGCGACACAGACCAGAAACUCGCCUCCUACUUCCUCCAGGCCUUCUUCAGCCGCAUCACCCAGGCCGGGGACCGGACCUAUCGAACCUUAGCCUCGGCCUCCGAGAGAACGUGCUCCUUCGAAUCCACGCGCAAGACCGUGCUGAAGUUCCAGGAGCUCAGUCCCUGGACAACCUUCGGACACGUGGCGUCCAAUGGUGCCAUCUUGGAAGCCUUGGAAGGCGAGCCCAAACUACACAUAGUUGACAUCAGCAACACCUAUUGCACCCAAUGGCCUACGCUCUUCGAAGCCUUGGCCACCCGAAACGACGACACCCCCCACCUCCGUCUCACCUCCCUCGUCACCGCCGCCUCCGCGCACAAGGUCAUGAAGGAAAUCGGCGCCAGAAUGGAGAAAUUCGCCAGACUCAUGGGCGUGCCCUUUCAAUUCAACGUCGUUCAUCACUUAGGUCAACUUUCCGACUUCGAUUUCAGCGCCUUGGAUAUCAAAGAGGACGAGGCUCUGGCUAUUAACUGCGUCAAUACUUUGCAUUCGGUCUCCGCCAUCGGGAACCACCGUGAAGCGGUGAUAUCCUCGUUGAGGAGGCUGCAGCCGAGGAUCGUGACGGUGGUGGAGGAGGAGGCGGACUUGGACGUGGGAUUGGAGGGGCUGGAGUUCGUGAAGGGGUUUGAAGAGUGUUUGAGGUGGUUUAGGGUUUACUUCGAAGCGUUAGAAGAGAGCUUUCCGAAGACGAGCAACGAGCGGUUGAUGCUGGAGCGGGCGGCGGGUAGGGCGAUGGUCGACCUGGUGGCGUGUUCGGCGGCGGAUUCUGUGGAGCGGCGGGAGAGGGCGGGGCGGUGGACGAGGAGGAUGCAUGGAGUUGGAUUCAAUACGGUGGCGUUUAGCGAAGAGGUGUGUGAUGACGUGAGAGCGUUGUUGAGGAGGUAUAGGGAGGGAUGGUCAAUGGCACAGUGCUCCGACGCCGGAAUAUUCCUUUCGUGGAAGGACCAGCCGGUGGUGUGGGCCAGUGCAUGGAGGGCCUUGACGUAGCGUAGAGGAGAAUGACUUGACGUGAGUAAUGAGUUGAGGGACUGAAUCCCACGUGCUCUCUGUUCUCAAAGCACGUGCCCCUGGCUCAGCUGAGGGCUUUUUUUUUUCUUUAAGCUAAUUCAUGUCUUUUUUUCCAGUUUGGUACGUAAGACAAUGGGAUUAAUCGGAGGGUAUGAGGAUGAUUGCAGCAAUGGGAUUUGCCUGUAUUAUUCAAAAAGGAAUCAUCGACUAAAUUUAUUUUCAUCAUUCACUUUUUUCACA